This is a messenger RNA of Episyrphus balteatus (marmalade hoverfly), 1335 nucleotides long. RefSeq names its product nidogen-like. The transcript is spliced from 8 exons. The coding region runs from base 1 to 1335 and encodes 444 amino acids. The record is from RefSeq and is a predicted model, not a curated record. Lineage: Eukaryota; Metazoa; Arthropoda; Insecta; Diptera; Syrphidae.
AUGUGGCGAUCAUGCUUCAUUAAUCGAGCGUCAUUUGAGUGCAUAUGCAAUCCUGGUUUCUACAGUAGCGAUAACAAUAGAAAUGUUUGUGAGAAAGAGAACUGUCAAAAAAACCCAUCUUUGUGUCAUCUAAAUGCUAACUGUCACUCGAUUAAUGGUACAAAUACCUGCGUUUGCAAGACUGGAUAUCACGGCAACGGAACUACAUGCAUAAAAACUGAAUUUCUUCUUUCAGUUGAAUUUAAUGGAAUACAGCGAAUAUUUUUUGAUGGAAAACUUAAAACUGUUGUUGAAUUAAUCAAUUAUGGCCUGCAAUUUGACAUAGAUUGCAUUGAAGGGCGAGUCUACUAUUAUAAGUUUCGUAAAAUCUUAAGCGCUUUUUAUGAUGGUACAGAUAGUCGUUCAUUUAUAACUGAAGAAGAUAUCAGUGACUUACAAGGACUUGCAAUUGAUUCAAUAUCUAGACUUGUUUAUUGGCAUUCUUAUAAAAAGAGCGCAAUAGAAGUCGCCAGUUUAAACAAUCCAAUGAUGAGAACUGUAUUGGUGGCCGACGAAAGUUUGCGUUUUCUUAGAAACAUUGCUGUUGACCCAAUCAGAGGGAAACUUUAUUGGAUACUGAACAAUCGAUUUUCAUCAAAAAUUGAAAUGUCUGAACUGGACGGUACCGCUCGUGAGAUUCUUUUCACAUUACCAUCCGGACUAGAUGCCCAAACGUUGGCCGUGCUUCCCAACAGUGGGGAUUUAUGCUUUAAUUGUUAUGAUCGUAAACAAGGAUCUAAACUUAUGUGCAUAGAUUUUCAUUCGAAGGAGGUUAGAAAUAUUACGGUAACGUCAUUACGCAUAGAUAGAAUAACUGCCACCAACGAUAGUAUAUAUUGGUAUGAUGGCGGCAGCAAGACAAUAGAAGGUAUUGAUUCUGAUGGAAGGCGCCAUCCAAGUGUACAUUGUGAGCCAGGAGGUUACGUGAAUAAAUUAAUUGCUUUAGAAAACUAUUGUCCUCAAGGCAUCAAUCCAUGUCAAAUGAAUAAUGGUGAAUGUCCGGUAAAAACGAAGACAGUAGUGGAAACUCAUAAAAAGGCUGCAUCGCAGCCUAUAAUACCAAAGCCACCGACGACCAUCGAAAUGACAAACGCCCGAAUUCGGCGUCAGGUAGCCGAGGAAGCAUGGCGAAAUCGCCAAAGAAAUGCGCCACUUCCGCAGAACCUGCCACCCGUCCUAACAGCCGUUUCGGCAGCAAUCAGCAGCGCCGCAAGCGGCGGUAUAAUGUUACCGCCAAGAGCCAAUGCCAAGAUCAACCCUGCCGAGUAUAAGUGCAAAUGGCUAAGGAAUCCAUAA